AUGGCUGGUGGGCCCCCGUGCCCCUCAAACUAUAAACCUUACGGAGGGGUGAAAUUUUGUGGACAGAAUUUGGCCCAACUUUUCAGUCCGGGCGGAAUUUCUGUGGGCCCCAAGUUGAAGCCUACUUGCGCAAGUCGUGAAGGAAUGGCAGGACAAAGCCAACUUGCGCAACACGUGAAGGAAUGGCAAGACAAAGCCAACUUGCUAGGCGCGUCGAAGGCUCACAUCAAAGGGACGUUGGAAUCCAACGGCUCCCCUUGA
Molecule: messenger RNA, 261 nt
Organism: Prunus armeniaca (apricot)
Lineage: Eukaryota; Viridiplantae; Streptophyta; Magnoliopsida; Rosales; Rosaceae
Source: the annotation of a GenBank genome assembly